AUGGCAGUUAACGAAGAGAAUUCAGUUAAUCUUUCGUCAGAAGUUCAACAGAUUUUGUCUACCAAUACACAUUUGAAAUAUCUUCCAGAUAAGAACAAGGUUCACUGUUCCCUAUCUGGGCAUGAAAUGUCUUGUGAGGAAAAAAUUAUUUCUGCUUACCUAAAUGGUAAGAAAUGUCAACGCUUGAAGCAAUUGAAUGAUAAUUCUAGCUUUUCUAAAUAUAAGGAGCACCUUGUUGACAGCAAAAAGAAAUUCCACAAACAUCAACUUUUCUGCUUGCUCACCUUGAAGCACAUUAACAAACAAUCUGUACACAUAGAGAAACAUGUCAAUGGCCGUAAGUUUCAAAAUGCAUAUAAAAGAUGGGAAGAAUGUGAAAAGAAAGGAAAAAAAUAUGUUCCCAUCUCAAGAAAGCAGAAACAACAUGUUGAAGAUGAUUUGGAUGAUUCUCUUAAAAAUUCAAUGGAUAAUGAAGAUGAAGAGUCUGAUAGUGAUGACAGUCUAAGUGACUUAUCUUGCUCUUUUUUCUUUUAUAUCCGUGAAUUCAACUACCCAGACAAGUUACGGCUUUGCUAUAAAAAGGCGCUUUCCUGCAGUGUUUCUAAGAAGCUGAACGAAGUUUUUUUCUUACCCCCUGACCUUCCUUACACUCUCUCUGAAGAAAGUGCCAUCCCGUUGGUCAUUGAUAAUGGUUCUUAUCAGUGCCGAGCUGGAUGGGCAUCCAUGGAUAAACCGCAGUUAAUUUUCAAAAAUGUAACAGCCAAACAAAGAGGCAAGAAGGAAGCUGAGCUUCAGGUUGGUAAUGACAUCAGCAACAUUGAAGUAGUACGUUGGAUACUUCGAACCCAGUUUGACCGAAAUGUUGUUACACAGUAUGAUGUUCAGGAACAAGUGUUUGAUUAUAUCUUCAAUCACCUUGGCAUUGACACUGAAAGUUGUGUUGAUCAUCCUAUUGUCAUGUCAGAAGCCUUAGGGAAUCCAAAUUACUGCAGACAACAAAUGUCAGAGUUGCUUUUUGAGUGUUAUCAUGUUCCACAGGUGGCUUAUGGGAAUGAUGCUUUGUUUAGUCUUUACAAGAACCAUCCCAAACCAGAAUCAGCAAAUGCAUUGAUUGUAGAUUGUGGUUACCAGAGUACCCAUGUCAUUCCAUUCAUCAAUGGCCGACUGAUGGCAGAAAACUGUCGCCGCAUCAAUGUGGGAGGACUUCAUCUUGAUUCCUUCUUACACAGGCUUCUUCAACUUAAAUACCCAAGUCACUUUGCUGCUAUCACUUUAAGUCGUGCAGAGGUGAUAAAAUAUUACUGGUAUCGCUGUAGUAUACCAACAAAUCUAUGCAUAAAUUUCAUCACAGCAGUGUUAAAAAAUGUAUUCAUUGCAACAGGAAAAUUGUCUUUUUUAUGUUCAUUUUUCUGCCAUGUUUUAUUAGCUUUUAUUUUUCUUCUUACCAAUUUCCUUUGA
Messenger RNA from Acanthosepion pharaonis, 1458 nucleotides. The record is from the annotation of a GenBank genome assembly. Lineage: Eukaryota; Metazoa; Mollusca; Cephalopoda; Sepiida; Sepiidae.